Emericellopsis atlantica is the source of this 1485-nucleotide messenger RNA. Its product is annotated as transaldolase. The record is from RefSeq and is a predicted model, not a curated record. Bases 379 to 1341 code for a protein of 320 amino acids. The transcript has 4 exons. Gene Ontology annotation, biological process: pentose-phosphate shunt; pentose-phosphate shunt, non-oxidative branch; carbohydrate metabolic process. Lineage: Eukaryota; Fungi; Ascomycota; Sordariomycetes; Hypocreales; Bionectriaceae. Gene Ontology annotation, molecular function: transaldolase activity. Gene Ontology annotation, cellular component: cytoplasm; intracellular anatomical structure.
CCACCGGAACAACACCGUGACAUUGCGUAUGCGCUGGAGACGUGGGCUUUGUUGAAGAGAUUGCAGCCAGUUCAGCAUUGGCAGGUUCCAUCAUACGCAACUAAAAGCGCGGCGUCCAGCCGUUCAUCAUCCGCCAGGCGCAGGUGGCCCCGCAGGCGCCGGAUCACUGUGCUCCAUCCACCCAGGACCGUGACUGAGGCAGCUGCAGCAGGAGGGGCUCCUUCCCAACUUUGGAGGGUCCAGGUCUCCAUUUUUUGCAUCAUCCAGCGUCACAACAAAUAUCCUCCCAAGCCCGCCGUCAUCGUCAGUUUUUCUCCCUUUCUUUUCUUUUCAAUUCCUCAGUCUCGCAAUUCAAGAUACCCAUCAAACUCAUUCACCAUGUCUACCUCUCUCGAUCAGCUCAAGGCCACCGGCACGGUCGUCGUGUCCGACUCUGCCAUUGCCAAGUACAAGCCCCAGGAUGCCACCACCAACCCCUCCCUGAUCCUCGCUGCCUCCAAGAAGACCGAGUAUGCUCAGCUCAUGGACAACGCUAUUGCCUACGGCAAGAAGCAGGGCGGUGACAUUGACUCUCAGGUCGAGCACGCCCUUGACCGUCUCCUCGUCGAGUUCGGCCGUGAGAUUCUCAAGAUCGUCCCCGGCAAGGUCUCCACCGAGGUCGACGCCCGCUUCUCCUUCGACACCAAGGCCUCCGUCGAGAAGGCUCUCCACAUCAUCAACCUGUACAAGCAGGAGGGUGUCGAGAAGGAGCGCGUUCUCAUCAAGAUCGCCUCCACCUGGGAGGGUAUCAAGGCCGCCGAGAUCCUCCAGCGCGACCACGGCAUCAACUGCAACCUGACCCUCAUGUUCUCCCAGACUCAGGCGAUCGCCGCCGCCGAGGCCAACGCCUACCUCAUCUCCCCCUUCGUCGGCCGCAUCCUUGACUGGUUCAAGGCUGCCAACAAGAAGGAGUACUCCAAGGAGGAGGACCCCGGUGUCGCCUCCGUCAAGUCCAUCUUCAACUACUACAAGAAGUUCGGCUACAAGACCAUUGUCAUGGGUGCCUCUUUCCGCAGCACUGGCGAGAUCACCGAGCUUGCUGGCUGUGACUACCUGACCAUCUCUCCCAACCUGCUCGAGGACCUGUCCAACUCCUCCGAGGCUGUCCCCAAGAAGCUUGACGCCAGCCAGGCCUCGUCGCUCGACAUUGCCAAGAAGUCGUACAUCAACGACGAGGCUCUGUUCCGCUUCGACUUCAACGAGGACCAGAUGGCCGUCGAGAAGCUCCGCGAGGGUAUCUCCAAGUUCGCCGCCGACGCUGUCACCCUCAAGGGUAUCCUCAAGGAGAAGCUGUCCUCAUAGACGGCUUGGACACGACAUCCACCCAAAAUAAAAGAAUAGUAAUCAAGCUCAUUUGUCACGACGGAUAAUGGGUCAUGAACGAAAAUGUUUAUACGACGAUAGACCCAUGAAUGCAAAACCAACUAAAGUUUGAACUCAGUUAUU